Messenger RNA from Colossoma macropomum (tambaqui), 3954 nucleotides. Its product is annotated as deleted in malignant brain tumors 1 protein-like. Lineage: Eukaryota; Metazoa; Chordata; Actinopteri; Characiformes; Serrasalmidae. Gene Ontology annotation, cellular component: membrane. The record is from RefSeq and is a predicted model, not a curated record. The transcript is spliced from 22 exons. The annotation marks the transcript as partial.
UUGGUGGAUGGUGGCAGUCGCUGUGCUGGGAGAGUGGAGGUUCUUCAUGAUGAUCAGUGGGGAACAGUGUGUGAUUAUAACUGGAAUAUUAGUGAUGCUGCAGUGGUGUGUGGAGAGCUGGGUUGUGGAGAAGCUGUAGACGCACUAAGCACAGCUUACUUUGGACCAGGAUCAGGACCAAUCUGGAUGGAUGAUGUGGGCUGUAGCGGGUCAGAGUCUACACUGAUGAAUUGUACAUUCCCAGAAUGGGGUGAAAAUUACUGUGAUCAUGAUGAAGAUGCUGGAGUCAUUUGUUCAGGUAAUCUUCAGUACAGAGUCAGGCUGGUUGGUGGUUCUCACUGCUCUGGGAGAGUGGAGGUGCUUAAUGGAGAGAUCUGGUCGACAGUGUGUGAUGCUGACUUUGACCAGCAGGAUGCAGAGGUUGUAUGUCGAGAGUUGGGCUGUGGGCUUCCUGUGGAGGUGCUGGGAGCAGCUGCUUUUGGCAGAGGGGAGGGUCAAGUGUGGUCAGAGGAGCUUCAAUGUAGAGGGAAUGAAUCUGAGAUUUCCUUCUGUCCGACAUCACCUUCACUCAAACACAACUGCUCCCAUGAUGUGGGACUGGUGUGCGCUGGAGUCAGGCUGGUUGGUGGUUCUCACUGCUCUGGGAGAGUGGAGGUGCUUCAUGGAGAGACCUGGUCCACAGUGUGUGAUAGUAACUUUGACCAGCAGGAUGCAGAGGUUGUGUGUCGAGAGCUGGGCUGUGGGCUUCCUGUGGAGGUGCUGGAAGCAGCUGCUUUUGGCAGAGGGGAGGGUCAGGUGUGGUCAGAGGAGCUUCACUGUCGAGGCAAUGAAUCUGUGAUUUCCUUCUGUCCAGCAUCAUCUUCACUCAAACACAACUGCACUCAUGACAGUGAUGUGGGACUGGUGUGCAGUGUGAGGUUGGUGGAUGGUAGCAGUCGCUGUGCUGGGAGAGUGGAGGUUCUUCAUAGAGGUCAGUGGGGAACAGUGUGUGAUGAUAACUGGGAUAUGAGUGAUGCUGCAGUGGUGUGUAGAGAGCUGCACUGUGGAGACGCUGUAGAUGCACUGAGUGAUGCUCACUUUGGACCAGGAUCAGGACCAAUCUGGAUGAAUGAUGUGGACUGUAGUGGAUCAGAGGCCACAGUGAAAAACUGUAAAUCACCAGGAUGGAGUAGAAAUGAUUGUGUUCAUUCUAAUGAUGCUGGGGUCAUUUGUUCAGAAGUCAAGCUACUUGGUGGUUCUCGCUGCUCUGGGAGAGUGGAGGUGCUUCAUGGAGAGACCUGGUCCACAGUGUGUGAUGCUGACUUUGACCAGCAGGAUACAGAGGUUGUGUGUCGAGAGCUGGGCUACAGUGUGAGGUUGGUGGAUGGUGGCAGUCGCUGUGCUGGGAGAGUGGAGGUUCUUCAUAGAGGACAGUGGGGAACAGUGUGUGAUGAUGAGUGGGAUAUGAGAGAUGCUGCAGUGGUGUGUAGAGAGCUGCGCUGUGGAGAGGCUGUAGAUGCACUGAGUAAAGCUCACUUUGGACCAGGAUCAGGACAAAUCUGGAUGAAUGAAGUGGACUGUAGGGGAUCAGAGUCUACACUGAAGAACUGUAAAUCACGGGGAUGGGGUAAACAUAACUGUAAUCAUGGUGAAGAUGCUGGAGUCAUCUGCUCAGGUGAGCUACUUACUGAUGGUAUCCAUCUGUGUUCUGGGAGAGUGGAGGUGCUUAAUGUGAAGACCUGGUCCACAGUGUGUGAUGCUGACUUUGACCAGCAGGAUGCAGAGGUUGUGUGUCGAGAGCUGGGCUGUGGACUUCCUGUGGAGGUGCUGGAAGCAGCUGCUUUUGGCAGAGGGGAGGGACAGGUGUGGUCAGAGGAGUUUCAGUGUAGAGGCAACGAAUCUCAGAUUUACUUCUGUCCGACAUCACCUUCACAUAACUGCACUCAUGACAACGAUGUGGGCCUGGUGUGUGCUGGUCACACUCAGGCUCAACUGGCAAACGGCUCUGACUCCUGUUCUGGUCGAGUGGAGCUCCAGUACCUCAGUGAGUGGGGCACAGUGUGUGAUGUAAGCUGGGAUAUGAGAGCUGCAAGUGUCCUCUGUGGUCAGCUGAAGUGUGGGAGUGCUGUGACUGUGUUGGGGUCAGACUGGUUUGGGGAGGGGAUUGGCCAGAUCUGGGCUGAUGUGUUUGAUUGUCAGGGGAACGAAACACACCUGUCAAAAUGUCCCGUUUCAUCAUGGGGUCGAACUGCAUGCUCUCAUAAACAGGAUGCUGGAGUCAUCUGCAGUGGUUCCUCUCUGGCAUUUCAUGAAGGGCGAGUGCGGUUGUCUGGAGGGAUGGAGUGUGAGGGGGAGGUGGAGGUGUACUUCAGGCAGGACUGGAGGAGAGUUCUGCUGGACUCCUGGAGUGAGUCUGAGGCCUUUGUGGUCUGCAGACAGCUGGGCUGUGGAUCUGUGUUCAGCUUUUCCAGCUCCUCUCCAUCCAAUCCUGAACACAGACACAUGUGUGUGACGGGUUUCAGUUGUUCUGGGAGUGAAGCUCAUCUGGGGAACUGCAGCAGUGCAGAAACAGUCAACUGCAGCUCCAGAGAACAACUCUCAAUCACCUGCUCUGGUAAGUUUAAUUCAGCUCACAGCUCCAUCAGGCUGGUUGGUUCUGGGGGAGACUGUGCAGGAAGGCUGGAGGUUUUCCACAGUGGCUCAUGGGGGACAGUAUGUGAUGACUUGUGGGAUAUUGAGGAUGCACAGGUGGUGUGCAGACAGCUGCAGUGUGGAGUGGCUCUCAGUGCUCUGGUACCAGCCCAGUUUGGACCAGGAACUGGACCCAUAUGGCUGAAUGUGGUGGAGUGUAAGGGGAAUGAGACGUCCCUGUGGAACUGCAGAUUUCAGCAGUGUGAAGAGGAUGAAUGUGGACACGAGGAGGAUGUAGGAGUCGUGUGCUCAGAUCACCUGCCUCUCAGGCUGAGGGGAGGAAAUGGAAUCUGCUCUGGGAGGCUGGAGGUGUAUCGUAACGCUGAGUGGGGGUCCGUCUGUGAUGGUCUGUGGGACAUCAUGGAUGCUCAGGUUGUCUGCAGGCAGCUGGGCUGUGGACCAGCGCUGAGUGCUGAUGGGAGUGCUGUCUUUGGUGCUGGGCUUUCUAAGAGGAUGGAGAACAUAGUCUAUGAAGGCCUUAGAAGAGGGCUUGAGGGAGUCUAUGAAGGCUUGAGUAGGGGCACUGAGAGAGUCUAUGAGGAGAUUUACUGCAGAUUCAAUACUGCAAGAGCCACUCAAAGGGGAAGUCUCCUCUCUGAAGCACAGCAUUCAGGAUAUGAGGAUGUAGAUGAGGAGGUCCUCUCAGGAAGUAUCCUAUCUGAAGAACAGCAUUCAGGAUAUGAGGAUGUGGAUGAGGAGCUUCUUUCAGCAAAGUCUCUGCCUGGAGUGAAAUCAGAAUAUUAUGAUGAUGUCACCACCAGAGGUGAAGCAGAAAAAGACGACAUAGCAGAUAACUAUGAUGAUGUCAUCACCACUAGACAGAUCUCUGAGUGUCUCAUAGAGAACGUAGCAGAUAAUUAUGAUGAUGUCAUCACUGAUGAUCAGAGCUCAGCUGUUGUAACAGAAGACAUGACAGAUAACUAUGAUGAUGCUGUUACCGCUGGACCAAACUCCAACAUUAUGACAGUGUCUCUCCUGGUUCUGGGAGCAGUGCUCUUCCUGGCCUUAGUGCUUCUGGUGGUGCUGUUUUACCAGAACAGAGUGCUCAGGAGAGUGAUCUCUAAGCAGAGGCGUAAGGCUCUGACUGAGGCAGUCUAUGAGGAGAUCGACCGCGGGUACAUCACUAAAAGAAAUGCCUUGACUCGAGGAGGAAGUAUCUCUCUGAAGGAUAUGAGGAUGUGGAUGAAGAGCUUCUCUCAGGAAGUAUCCUCUCUGAAGAACAGCAUUCAGGAUAUGAGGAUGUGGAUGAGGAGCUUCUCUCUGGUUUGUGUUUGUUCAGUGUAG